GUGACGCUUCUUUGAGUAAGAGAGGAUAUCAGAGCACAAUAAAAUUGUAUGCACACUCUCUGUAAAGGUAACAUGAACCAGCGGAAUGCAAGGCUGUAUUUGAUUCUGUCGGUGACCUUAUUUUCUGGCAACAGCUAUUCAACGGAAAGAAAUGAAACAACCACGUCAAAGAUUCAUACAAUCCAGUCAGUUCAUACCAAAAAUGAUACAUUUGUUCCAUUAUCUACAGCUAUCACACAUCAUGAUCUCUGUACCAACAACUGCCUCACAUUACAAGCAAGUAAACAAGCGUCACCAACAAUUUCCCAAUAUACAUCAGCAACAAUGAUUCUGGAAGAUGUCCACAAAGGAAAAGCUACACGUACCAAGGCCACCAUUGAACACCUGUGGAACAGAUCCGAGAAUUCCAUAUACGUGUUGACCUCUUCGCCAGCUCCCAAAAAUAUUUCAAAGACGCCCUCAAAUAACAACAAAGUCAUUUUGAUGAUUGUGCUUCCAAUUCUGGGUCUUGCUCUGACUGGUUUACUGAUUGCCUUCCUGAUAAAUCAUAUUCAUGGGAACAAGCAACCUCUAAACAAUGACGUUGACAAUGAAAAUCCUGCCAGCCCUAUUUUUGAGGAAGAUGUAGCUUCGGUGAUGGAAGUCGAAAUGGACGAACUUGACAGAUGGAUGGGCAGCGUGAAAAAGAUGCCUCAACAGGAAUGUUUAGCAGAUAUCAGCGAGGACAAAGACCUGAAACCUAACUCAAGUGACCCUGAAUUAUGAAACCUUUCUAAAGGUAAUUGACAAAGACUGAUUCCUAUCAUCGAACAGAACAGUUCAUUUGCACAGCAGCAUGUCUGCAAUGGUUCUGCUUUCAUAAUGCCUAUAGAUCAAGAUUUCACAAUUUUCUUAAACAGUGUUUGUUUUUAGUUUGUUGACCGACAUUUUUAUUAAAAGAUAAAAAGGAUAAAAACUGCAAAAGCUGAAAAUAUGAAAUUAAAAGAAUAAAAUGAUGGAAAUGAACAGACGGUCUAUAAACAUAUGAAAGAUUGAAUUGAUGAAGAGGCUCUACCUGAAACGUUAACUCAUCUUUUUUUUCUCUUCUCCUGCUGGCAGAGUUGUUUAUUCCUAGAAUUUUCUGGUUUUAUUUUACAUUUAACUGUCCUCUAAAGAUAAAUUUGUUCAUUAUUAAUGAUUCCUGCAGAAAUAUAUUUAACUUGCUAAGCUUUACUCAGAUUCUGUUUUGAGGAUGUAGCCUAUUCGACAAGAUAAAGGAUGAUGAAACAAGAAAUGGAACAAACGUUAGAUAGAGAGGGAUAAAUAACAUAUAGCAUUCCAGCCAAUCCUUUACACUUGUUAAUGCAGUGCUAUUGGAUCUAAAAAUAUAGACGCAGUAGGUACUUGUGGAAGUAAAUAAUAUUUCCUAGAUGUUGACUCACUCUGUUCACUCCCUUUUUAUCACAACAGUCUGUAAAGGCACUCCACCUGAGCCCCUGUCCUAACUCCAUACUCCCUUCAUACACCCAACUACACCUGCGUUAAUACACACAGAGGGUCUCUGAACUGCUGGCAAUGUCAUGCUAACAAAGGUUGAGGAUGAAUAAUGGAAGAUCUAUGAUUAGGUGAAACUCAUAUAGACUUAAUACAGUUUGUGCAAUAAAUGGGCUCCUUGGAAAAUAUGGUCUUUUCUUACUGCGUGCUUGCUUAUAUUAUAAUUCUUAUGAAAUCUAACUUCAGUGCAUAAAACCACUCAAACCUUUUAGGAAUGGUGGAGGUCCAAAGAGAUAUAAGAGUUCAUAUACACAAAUCACUAAAGUGUAAUAGUCAGGUACAGAAAAUAAUGAAAAAGGUGAAUUGUAUGAUAGCCUUUCUAAAUAUAGGGCUAGAAAUUAAAGGGGAGAGAGUUUUGCUGCAUUUAUAAAAAAAAACCCUGGCUGGACCCCACCUGGAAUACUCUGUAUCCCACACUUGGAAGAAGUGCAGCACAUAUUCACCAGAAUGUUACCAGGACUCCAAGCAUUAGAUUUUGAGGAGAUUACAUAAACUAGCUUGUAUUCCCUGGAAUAUAGAAGGAUGAAGGGCAAAUUGAUUGAGGUGUUUAGGAUAUUGAACAGAAUUGAUGGGGCAGGUUGAGAGAAUUUUUUUCCACUGUUUAAGAAGCUGUCGUGACCUCAAAAUCAGAGCCAGAACAUUUUGUUGACAAGUUAGGGAACACUUCUUCACGCAAUGCCUGACCAAAUUUUCUGUCAUGCCUAAGUUAUUUUUUUUUCACAGUUUGAUAUGAGGUCCAGAAGUAUAGGAGAACUCCUUCCAACUCCAAGUACUCUUGAGGGGCAGUCCCCUUUCAUUACCCUUUCAACACCCUCCCCUAGGACUUAUUUGAGAGCCAUUCCUGACAAGAUAAGCAACCUGAAAUGUAUCUUGCUAAAGUGAGUGAGCUGUCCCUUGUGGCACAGCAGGCACCGGUAGCUCGCUCAGGUUAUUGAAAUGAGACUCGAUGUCAAUGUCUGAGUGGCAUGCCAAAUUCUAUCCCAGGGAAUGAGGGAAUGAGAAAUGCUGUAGGUAGGCCUGAGAGUAGGAGGCAAAAAUAAUUCAAGCAUAUCCUAAUUCUUAUUGCACUUUGCACUGUUUGUUGCAUUUAUGGGUAUAUUAUUUAACCAACACACUGAUUUUAUCCAAUUGUAUUAAUUCUGGAAGAAAAUAUACCCACAAAUUAUUUAGUUUAAGUUAACAGCAUCUUUAAAUUAGGUGCAUCAGAAGUAAAUGAAUAUAUGUUUUUAUUUGCUUUAUAUAAUACUACAAUGCCAAAGUUUUUGUAUUUUUACACAUUCAGUAAAGCUGAUACUUCAUUUUAUAAUAAAAGUUAUUUCCAUUCUUCAAACUUAGAAAUACUAAAUAAACAAUUUUUAAAAGGA
Molecule: messenger RNA, 2897 nt
Organism: Carcharodon carcharias (great white shark)
Lineage: Eukaryota; Metazoa; Chordata; Chondrichthyes; Lamniformes; Lamnidae
Product: transmembrane protein 154-like
Exons: 6
Coding region: 49-765 (238 amino acids)
Source: RefSeq, a predicted model, not a curated record